UCUCUCCUCUGGCUCUGGAUCUCAGCGGAUUCUAUACACGUCAAGCAAAAGCCUCACAAUGCCGUGCUGACUGAACCCGCGAGCUUAGGAAUUUGCCGUAAUGUGGUCGUUCCCGGACCCCCGCUCCGCCUCUCCGCGGUGGACCAACUGUCUGAGGUUCUGAUGGAUGCUCCCGGCAGGUGGACUGAGCCAGAGACUACACCUGUUUAGGAAAUCUGUGACAACGUAGGACACAAAAAAAAAAAAAAGAAGAAGAGAGAAGGGUCUUGGGGGAACUGAGAUUUUGCUCCGCUUUACCAGCCUCCCUCUCCUCCCUCUCCCCCCUUGCGCGCACACUCACACGCACUUGCCUCUCCCUUCUUGCUCCCACCCUGCUCAUCUCCUCUCCUGUCGGAUGCUGGCGUGGUGAACAGCAGGAUUCUCUUGGUUGAGACGUAUGGAGGCGCAGGGAGGGGCUCCCAGCCCAGAGCCCGGUAAAGACAUCCAGAAGCUGCUAAAGCCCUCCAGCUCAGGCAACCUCUCUCAGGAGCAGUUCCAGCAGCACGCUGCAGGCGAGGAAGAGGAGGAGGAGGAGGAGGAGGAAGAGGAGGAGGGCGGCGGCUGGACAGGACACACCGCCAGCCUGCUGCACAUCUCUGAGAAGAGACAACCGCUGAGCAGUGUGUCCUCUCUGGAAGUCCACUUUGACCUCCUGGAUCUGACCGAGCUGACUGACAUGUCAGACCAGGAGCUGGCUGAAGUCUUUGCCGACUCCGACGAGGAGAACCACAAUGAGUGUCCACCAGGUUCCCAGCAGGGAGUUCUGGGCAAAGGGGGCUACAUGCGCUCUCCCUCAUGGACGCGCUGCAGCAAGGUGGAACUCCCCCGAGAGAGGAAGCACCACAGCGACUCGGAUGCCACCACAGAGCCUUUAAUGAAACUGGAGAGGCCAAAGCAACCGUGACGCGCCCCGCCACGCCGGCCGGAAUGAAGCUCGGCGCCGACAGCCGCCACCGGAGCGCGCCAACGGGCCAGUCAUUCGUGUUGCUGACGAACAGACGAGUUCAUGCUGGACACUUUGCAGUGUUCGUAAGAUCUUCAGUAAACACACUCACACACACACUUCCAUCUCCUUAAUUGUUUUACUAUGAGGAUUUAAAGUUUUUGUUUUGGAGUGACAGGGUAGGGACGGAACCGACGUGAACCACGGAAGGACGAGCGUGUGGUGUGCUGUCAUGAGAAUAGCGUAAAUCGUAGUUUAUUAGUCUCUUACUUUGAUUUGAUUUCGUUUCAAUAAAUAGUUUUCCCUUUCUUCCAAAGUGAUAACUAUCUAAUUUACAUUGGUCGUCCAAAGUCAAGUCAAAAAUGACGGAGGAGCGACAAUCUUGUGCUUUUGUGAACUUGCAUGAAUGCCAAACACAAAAUCAAGUGCCAACCACUUGUGAAACGCGACAGCGAGCAGAAGCGACAGCCCGGUUACUCGACACAUUCUUGAUCAAUUUCGUUCGUCCAUACUUGGACUGAUGAUCAUCCUGAAUGAUGUGAUAUUGACUGUGGGAGGACAAAUUAAACAUCUUGGAAAACUGUG
Molecule: messenger RNA, 1567 nt
Organism: Syngnathoides biaculeatus (alligator pipefish)
Lineage: Eukaryota; Metazoa; Chordata; Actinopteri; Syngnathiformes; Syngnathidae
Gene: dbndd1
Product: dysbindin domain containing 1
Exons: 4
Coding region: 437-943 (168 amino acids)
Biological process (GO): negative regulation of protein kinase activity
Cellular component (GO): cytoplasm
Source: RefSeq, a predicted model, not a curated record